Molecule: messenger RNA, 921 nt
Organism: Lemur catta (Ring-tailed lemur)
Lineage: Eukaryota; Metazoa; Chordata; Mammalia; Primates; Lemuridae
Exons: 4
Coding region: 1-837 (278 amino acids)
Source: RefSeq, a predicted model, not a curated record
AUGGGGGCAGUGGCUGGUGGCCCCACGGUGGCCUGGCAGUGGCAGGGCCUGGAGAGCAGCAGCUGCUCCCCCACGCCGGUGGGCGCCCGUCCCUGCAGCAGGGGACAAUGCCCUCGGGAGCUGCUUGUCUCUCGCCACCUUGGUUGGCCCCCAAAGGCCUGGCGCUCUGAGCUCGGUGGCUCCGGCCAAGUCCGGGCUGUGUGGCCCUGGGCGCCGCUUUCUCGCCCUUGGGCCUCGGCAGACGCUUCCCCGAAGUCCAGCUGCUGGAUCCCGCCCGGCCCUCCUGGGCAGGUGGGCGACUCACUCCCACCGUCCGAUGCCCACGGCGUCUUUCUCCAGAAGCCCAGGAACUUUUUGGCAUCGACAUUUCCAGCUUUCGCCUCCGGCCCGUGUGUAGUUCGGAAACUUCUCUUCUGCUGUGUUGCCGGCAGGUACGGACAGAUAAUUUGCAUUUCCUUGUUUUUACCACUGGCUUUUAAAAAACUCCCUCAAACGUCACACGGGCCCCGCCCUCCCCACGCUGCGCUAGGACUCGCGUUCUGGGCGGUGGCAUUUCCGUCUGUCCUCACUGCUGUUCCCUCGGUGCCCGGACGCACGGUGGACGCCGGAGAAACAGGUGCACAGAGACGAGGACACACGCGUGAGCCGGUGCGGAUCCCACGGAACUGUGUGUGGAGCCUGCUCCUGCUUCCCGAGGCUCAAGCCCCCUCUGACGUGAAACUUCUGCCUGUUGUCUCCAUCCGUUCUCCUUUCCGCGGUUUCUUGCGUUGCCACAGAACCGAUGUCCCUUCCCCAACCCUGCCAGCACUGCUGUCUCUAGAAUCUUCUUGGAGCUAAACUGGAGUGUCCACCUGGUCCCUCCUUCAGCUCUGCCUUUCCUGCUGCCCUGUGUCCACGGCAAGGUGGACCCGUGGAUGCAGC